Physcomitrium patens is the source of this 6540-nucleotide messenger RNA. RefSeq lists its product as uncharacterized. The record is from RefSeq and is a predicted model, not a curated record. Gene Ontology annotation, cellular component: nucleus. Lineage: Eukaryota; Viridiplantae; Streptophyta; Bryopsida; Funariales; Funariaceae. Gene Ontology annotation, biological process: chromatin organization.
ACCCGAGCGAUGGCUCCCUCGCGACGAAGACAGUGGUGCCUUCGCGAAGACAAUGCCCGAUCGACAGACUCAAUCGUGGCUGCAGUGCAAUCGUCUCUCCUUCUUCAUCGCGAUCUUCACAUUCCAUCAUUUCGCAAUAGCAUCUUCUCUUCCUGUUGCAUUCAACCUGCGUUUCAAUGCUUGUGUAGUGAUAUCGCUUCUGUGGCUGUAUCAAUCGCGAGCUGUGUUCUGUCCACCAGAAAUGAAUUGCUAGUGCGAGAUUCGAAAUCUCUGUGCGCUGAUUUGAAUUGAGGUCUGGUCUGGUCUGGUCAGCGGAAGUGUGGCGAAGCGACAAUGAUGUCGCAGGAGGAGCAGGAUGCUAGGUUGCUGCAGUGGCUCCGGGAGGAUCACAUUCAGGUGGAUAAUUUGUUGCACUGGCUCCACGCUCAUCACGGCCCGGGUCCGCCUUCUGUCGCGCAGGAUCAAGUAACGAAACUCGAUGCUUUUACGAGUCAUCUGCAAUGCGGAGAGCAAUUAGCAAUAACUACUCCUCAAUCUUUUGCUGUAACAUUUUUGAAUUGUGUCCGAGCGGAAGUGCAACCUCUCUUAGCAAUCGCUGAUACCAGCGGGGAUGUGGUGGUAAAAUCUUCUGUCCAACCUACUCAAAGCAAAGAGCCGGAAACCAAGCCGGACGUGAACGCGUGUUUGGAGGUUCUCAAGUCCCCAAAGAUUGCCAUUGACAGUGUCUCAAUUUUCAAUGGGAACAAAGUAGUUAAGGAUAGACGAAAGUCUACCGGUACGAUACUACAAGCCAUUCAGGAGCCAAAGCGUUUGGAUAUGCCAAUCUAUGAUGACGACUUUCCUGCUCUUGGAAAUGCGCCAAUUUCGAAUGCGAAGAAACAAGUUGCUCAGCUAAAGCAGAAACGGAGGGUCACGCCUACUCCAAUGGUGAAUCCUGUCGUGGAUAGCGCAUUCAUUUUGGCGAAAGUGGAGGCACCAGUUACUGCUCCACAACAUUAUGCCAACAAAUCCAAAUUACCUGGUGCAGGACCAGUGAAAGUGGAUAUGGAUGUCCUCAUGCAAAGGUGCGAGAAAACUCGGAAACAAAAACAGAAAGAAAAACCAGAGGUCCCGAAGAAGGAAAACCUGAAAACUUGGAGCUGGGAUAAGUUUGAUUCACGAUCAGCAACAGGUUCCAGUCGGGAAGCAUCUGUGAAUAAUGUAGUUACUGAUCCUCGAAUUGAAGUAAAACUUGCAGGUAGCAUGGAGGAUGAUCACGCCGAAAGAAAAGACAGUGCCUUUCCGGUCUCUACUCAUAUCGUGCCAAGAACGAAGUCCAUCUCAACUGGUUCUACAAAUAUUACAACUGUAGACAAUGAACAGACAUUUUCAGAGUCUAAGAGCUCCAUCACAGAGCCUUUACCCUCACAUUAUCUGUCGAACACAAUUAUUAACUUCGCUUCAGUGCAUGCAACUCUCAUGGUUGCUAAAUUGGUUCCAUCCUUGCUAGAAGAGCUCCAUUUUCUUUUGCAACUUCUGAGCCUGGAGCCUAUAUUUUGUGGAACUAGCUCUGGUGGUUCGAAAAGUGCGCAGAACUCAUCAACCGAGUCCAAAAGUGAAAAGUGCCCUCUCUUUGCAACUGGUGAUGACUGUGCUGGCUAUGCUACGUGUGUAUUGGAACAAGCAGGCCGCAUAUUGGAUUGUGUUGGAGAACAGAUGCUAGUGGCACUCAUCGAGGAACCUGCCAUAGCGCGGCACUCUCCAACUCUUAUGGUGCGCUUGAAAGCGUCUCUUGCAGACCAUCAAGCUGCAGCACUUAGAAGUUUUAAGGCUUAUGAGACUGCUAGCCGUAGCAAUAAUGCGCCUGAGCAGUCCCACACGACGGGUGCAGGCAGGCUGACGCCUGGCUUACCUGUAUCCCUUCCUUUUCAAGCUGCACGGGAUUCUCGUAAUAUUUUCAAAACACAGGAGGAGCAGAGGGCUUACAACAACAGGGAACACUGUCGUGACCAAUUUUAUGCAAUUAUAAGGGAGGCUGCAUCUGCUUACAGUGCAUUUGGCUGGAACUCAACUGGUGCUGAAAGUGACGGAUAUUUAAAAAUGAAGGAUUCUGUGAGGAAUUUCCUACAGGUUCUGCUGGUGGAAAAUUAUCCCUGGUUUGCUGAGUUGUUCCUGGAGCAAGUUCUGCAGGUUUCAAACUGCGGUGAAACAGAUCCAGAGGUCACCAAUCUCGCCAGACAAGAUCCGGCGAAGCUUCAACGUCUGCAUGAUCGGUUGACAUCAACCAACACUGUUCGACUUUCUGCUGCAUCACAGAAGCAAGGGGGCAGUGGGUUGGGAAAUGCUGAUAGCAGGCUUACACUUUCGCCUGGUAGUCCUUGGAGCAAAGUAAAAAGCACAGAGCAGAGGUCACUGUUUACCAAGAACGGGUCAAACAAUGAGCUUCCUAGUAAUAGCGUCCAGGUCCUGAAUAAAGGCAGGAGCACUGUAGGAAACGGGAGGGAUAGGUCUACUGAUCUUGGGAGUACAUUUUCAAGCUAUUUUCCACAAUCCUUGUGCGUAUACGUAUGGUUUCUGGAGGCUGCAGACAGUCAUCGACUCAACACUCAAAUGAUGUGGAGCAUAAAGGGCAAAAUCACCAUUUUGACACAAUUGCCUCCUUAUUCCCGAGAUGCUGCUGACAUUGGUUCAGGCUUCACCGAGAGAGUACUUGCAUUAAAGGCACUUGCUGGACUUCUUGGAUAUCUAUUUGUUUCUCCAGGUGCUGGCGCUCGACCUCCUAUUCCAGGCCCUGGUGCUCACGACAAUGUGGGGAACACGCAAUGGGAUGUAACACGAUCAGAACCCCCUGUGAAUAUACCAGCAGUUCUAUCGAAAGCUCAGAUCGAAGGAUCUGUCCUUCUUAACCUGCCGUGGGUCUUGGAAUUUCUACGUUUGCUUAAGGCAGACUGGCUAGCAUUAUCUCAUCCUCAAUUCCAGACUAUUUUGUUUUCCCUUCGGGAAGUGUAUUUGUUGCCAAUGCUGAACCCUUUGAGCGAACAGUUCGGGGUAGGAAGCAUUUGCAUCCUAGCUUCCUUGGAUGCUUUCUUUGAGUAUAUGGACUUAGCCCCUCACAACAGCGAGUGGUCUAAAAAAGAUAAAACAAACACAAGCCCUGUGCAACACAGAGAGGUUUCAAGUGUUGAAGGUGAGGAUACAAGAAGACUGUCUGAGAUUCAAGCAGACGAACGACCCCUUACCUUCAAGGGCCUGGAUACAAUGCUGGGAAUCAUUGAUUCCCGUUACAUCCAACAUUGCUGCCCCUUGCUAAUGGAAUUGAGGGGUGUUCUGGUUGAGGGGAAGAAGCGAAGGCUAAGACAGCGGGAACCAAACUGGCCCGAAAGCCCUGGAUUCGCACGAACACGAACAGUACGGAAAAUUACUCCUGUGCAGCGGCCAGGGCCUUCUCAAACCUUAGAUAUAUCAAGUAAUUCAGCUAACGGAGAGAGAAUCACCACAGAGCAUGGCUUUGAAUCACAAGACGAUCAGCUGAAGUUGAAGCUUCAGCGCACAUUCUUAGAACAACGACCACAGUUACGAAGAGUGGUUGAUUUUGUUGUUGACACUGCUGCUGGCAAUGCAGCCCGGGCUGCAGUUUUGAAAUUAGUGCCUCCUGCUCUCCAAAGCGCCCAGGAAAAGUUACAGAUGGUUCUUAGAGGUAAGGGUGCAGAUUCAUCUCCAGCAAGUAGUCCAUCGUGGAGCAAUAGCAAAGGCAGCCAAGUGGAAGCAGCUGUUGAGCAUAUCAUUACAACCACGAUUCACCAGCUCCUCGGUCCUGCUUUGGACUAUGUCAAGGGACACGCUAAAGAUAGAACAGCUGAAGCUUUGGCGGCGCUUGCUGAUCCUGAUGAAUCUUCUUUUGUACUUAGUGUGGCUGCAGGUAUUACAGCUGAGACUGCAGGACAAGCAGCUUGUCAAAAAGCUCUGGCAAGUAUUUCUGGAGAGAUCCGGAAGCGAAUCACAGAUGAUGUGGAGGCUUGGCGAAGGAAGAAGAUGCAAGAGACUCUUGGAGGAUCGCCAACCAACGGAAGCAGGCGAAUGCGGGCUCAAUCUUGGCCUAGGGCUGCUAUGCAACAUGUUCCUGCAGAAUUUACUCAUCAAGUAGAUAUUGGAAGUGUACAAGAAGCUUCUGAUCUUUCUGAUGCAGUAACCACUGCAGCUGUUCCUACUCCUAAUGUUUGUGUCUCUAGGGAGCCUGGAGAUGAAAAUUCACAUUCCAAAAGCAGCAGGUUUGAGGGAAGUCCGCAUAAGGUCAACACUGAUCCAGGAUUCCACUUGAAUGGAAUGCCAAUCAGGUCUUCAAUGCGGACAGCUAAGGCUAGCUUGGCCGUUAAGCGUCAGCUCUCCUUCUCGCUAGAGCAAACGAAUGAAAAUACAGAAUCAGCAAAUGGCGUUAAAUUGAACUCGGCUGUUAUUAAGGGCCAAAAUGAAACUAGAGAGAAGCUGGCGAAUGGCCUAUCACAGCUGAGAGAACUUGCGUCUGAGGAAUUGCAGAGCAGAAGAUGGUCUUUGGGGUCUUCUUUGGAAGUGAUUGGACCAAAGAGAUCUGACAAAUUGUCCGGUUCGAGAGGAACUGAAGUCGAGGAAGCUCACAUGAGAAGGUGGUCUGUGGGAUCUUCAUCUGAAGGAAAGGGACAGAAGAGACAUGAUAAAUUUUCUAAUCACUUGGAUAAAAUGGAAGAGCAAAAUGUAAUGAUUGGUCAUAUAAAUGAUGAAGUAGUCGUAGAGUUGACGGGUUCACGAAUGUUUUCUUCUAGGAUUGUCGAAGCUUGUAGCAAUGCUCGCCAUUGCUGCUCAGAAAAACCCUUCAGAGAUGAGAGUAGACAUUUUCUACGCCAGCACCUUGCAAUCAUUUGCAUUUCCAUGGAGGGUCUGCUCUCGCGAAUCGAAGGUGCAACACCUACAGGGGGUUUUGAUGCCUUGGUCUUCAAUCAAGAUUCACACUUGCAACGUGCUAGGCCUUGUGGAGCACCGGCAUCACACUCUGUUAUUAGUGGUACAUCCAAGAGCUCAAAGUUGCAGCUUCAAGUGGAACGUGGUCUAGUUCGGCGAUCUGUGGCACUAGCAGUUCAUCUGCUUCUAUGGGACCCAAGUGCAGUGCUGGACUCUUCUUCUGGUAGUGAGGUGCCUGGGCAUGGUGCGACUGAACAGGAUUACACUGCCUUGAGCAAUGAAUUGAGUUCCUCAUCUGCUGAGUCUAGAGGAGAGAUGACAGAAGGCUCGGAUGGUUGUGGGCUCUUCUGCUCUCGAGAUAUAAGUUCUCCUGGAUAUUGCCCGGAAGCUGAAUGGACAAUUUUGCAUACACUGAUGGUCACCUGGAAGUUGUUGGUUGAAGCUGGGAUAUUAUCUAAAGAGUUUCUACUACAAGAGCUGCUGAAGCCCUGGAGAUGGAAACUUGCCAUGACCUCACAACCUUGGCAGAGAUUCAUCGACGGUUUCUUUGAGGAUUGGUCAGAAACGGUGCAGAAAGGAAUUGCAUCCGUAUUGAUAGGCUUGAUUGGAUCUGGGAAGGAGGCAUUUUCUGAGAAGCAUGAGAUACUUAUUUGUACCUUUGUUAAGGUCAUGUCGGAGAGAAACAUUUUUUGCGAGAAUGGAGUGAUUGGGAAGUCUAGAGACACUCCCUUAACUACAACUAUGGGCCUGAAUCGGAGUGGUUAUCUGUCGAUGAGCAGUGUUAGAACAAAGCAAGACAGAUUAGCCAACAGGACGGAGACCCUUGCGGCUGGUUUAGCUUUGCUCAUCCUUCAACACUACUUUCCGGAAGUAUGUUUCGAUGAAAAUAGAGUUGAAAUUAGCCAGUCCUUCAAAGACGCCGAGGGGAGCUUCAUCUCCUUGCGGAAAUUGGUACAAGAACUUAUUCCAAGAGUGUCAAUGUCAUAACGUCAGAAUAGGAGACUUUUUCUCUUCAAGUGUACUAUAGUUCAAGCCUGUCCAAGUAGCAAUAUUAUGACUCUGUAGAACGCAUCAAGUUGGAUUCGUAUAGACUUGUUGCUUUUUCGGCAGGUAGACUUCUGACUUGUCAGUAGUAACUGACGUAGAGCUGUUCCCGCAGUUGCAGAUCUGUACAUUGCGUACUAUUAGAAUCUGAUCAGCUGAUUAUUGAUUUAAGUCCAGAUCUUAGAGUUGAUAAAGUUUUAUUGGUGAAGGGAAUGAAAUGGGCAGGAUUGCAUCACCGAUCUACUUAAUCACCAUUCCUGCCAAAGUAGGAGAUCCACGAUGCUUAACAACCGAUGCAAGCUUUCUAAGGAAAAGUUUGUGAUAAGCAAGAGAGAUGACAAGGGCAAUCCCCACGAUUAUAUUCACGUUUUUAUCAUCUGGUAGUUAGGCUUGAUGGGUGAUCUUAGCAAUAUCGUUUUAUUUGAGAUCAGAUUACGCAUCAAAUCUCCAGAGGACAGAGAUGUGUAUUUGGAAGCUCUAGGGUGUAGACCCCCUGCUUGGUACAUGCUAUCAGCAACGACACUGGGACAUUUUUGUAGUAUUAUAUUAAAUAUGUCGCACAGUUCAAUGUUGUAUUUAGUAACA